AUGAGAAGAUGGCUCAAAGCAACACUGAUGUAUCAACCACCUCCGGUCCCUAUCCUUCACCGGAUCAUGCCUGAGAACUCGACUACAUUCUGCGUCCUGGCGUUACUGGCUCUCAACAUAUUUUACCUCCUCUACCACGUAGACUUCAGCACUCUAACCAGCAUAGAAGUCAUCGCCGGCCGUUCUGGGCUACUCUUCGUCGCCAAUCUCCCAUGGCUUUACAUGCUCGCGGCCAAGAAUCAGCCCCUCAAAGCCCUCACGGGCCACAGCUACGAGAAUCUCAAUCUACUGCAUCGACGACAAGGCGAGCUGCUUUGCUUCCUAGCAGUCAUACAUUUUUCCGGUAUGCUCUUUGCCUGGUGGCGAGCUCUACGUCCCUUUCUCACACUCUACCGCUUCCUCACGUUCAAGUACAUCCUUCUGGGCGACUGUGCCUUCGUGGCGUAUGAGGUGCUGUACUUCACCAGUCUGAGUUCGUUUCGGGAGUGGUGGUAUGAGAUGUUUCUGGCCAGCCACGUUUUCCUGCAAGCUGCUGGACUGGUACUGCUGUUCUUCCAUCAUUUCCGAAGUCGGCCGUAUGUUGGUGCAUCGCUGGCGAUAUUCCUCCUGGAUCGAAUCGUGUGGAGGAUGAAUAUCAAGACGAAGACUGUGCGAGCGGACUUGUUGGUCAUGAAAGAUGGCGAGACGGUCAAGGUCUCCGCGGACUGGUCUGUCAGUCCACGAUCUAGAACCGGAUGGAGAUUCUGGCUUGGCGGAAACAUGAGCCAUGGAUGGGAAGCUUCUCAGCAUGUAUUCCUCACCGUUCCCGGUAUCUCCAAGCAGCACGUGCUACAAUGUCACCCUAUGACUAUCGCUUCAGCGGCUCCGGAGCCUGGUCAAGAUCAUGCGUGGUUUAAUCUCAUCAUCCGCGCGAAAAGCGGCUUCUCAAGGGAUCUGCUGCACUAUGCGCAGGAUCACGCAUCCACUAAGAUUCGCCUCGACGGUCCGUAUGGUUCUCUACAUGCGUUGGACAUGUUACAUGCCAGUGACAUCUCCAUUGUUGUAGCUGGCGGAUCUGGAAUCGCAGUUGCGUAUCCGAUGAUCUGGUCGUUGCUACACAGCGAAUCCCGGCAUGGUCAGCAAAUCUGUCUCAUUUCGGUCGUUCAGGACGCUUCCCACACGCACUGGUUGGGAACUGAAAGGCUGCAGGAGUUGAAGACGUUGGGUCUGCAUCUCAUCACGCCGCCGCCAAGCCGCAAAUAUGGACGACCGGAUGUUGCCGCUUUGCUUUGCGAUAAUGUGCAUCAGCUUUUGGACCACGCGGAGUGUGCUGACGAUGACUCGAAGAUCAGCGUCGUGGUCUCAGGUCCGGACAGCCUCAACAGGAGCGUCAGGAAUACAUGCUCUCGCCUCGUGAGAGAAGGACUAAACGUAGACGUGGCAGUGGAGAAGUUUGGCUGGUGA
Molecule: messenger RNA, 1443 nt
Organism: Zymoseptoria tritici IPO323
Lineage: Eukaryota; Fungi; Ascomycota; Dothideomycetes; Mycosphaerellales; Mycosphaerellaceae
Product: ferric reductase-like transmembrane component
Exons: 1
Coding region: 1-1443 (480 amino acids)
Biological process (GO): iron ion transport; intracellular iron ion homeostasis; copper ion import
Cellular component (GO): plasma membrane
Molecular function (GO): ferric-chelate reductase activity
Source: RefSeq, a predicted model, not a curated record